AAGUUGUGACGAUUUGUAUGUGAUUCUCAGCGUCACAAGUAACACAUAUGAUAGCAUUAUAAAGUUAUUGGAUCUCAGUUUAUAAAUACUUAGUUAUUAUUAGUUUAUUUGUGGUUAUAACAAUAAAUUUAAUUUAAUUAUACGGGUGGCAUUUUCAUACAUAAAAAUGCUCGUGGUAUUACUGGUAAGCACGCUCGCUUGCCUACUCGUCUGGCUUUACCUGCGAUGGACUAAAGUGAAGACAUAUUGGGCCGCGAGGAAUGUUCCUCACGAGCCACCCCAUCCUAUUUGGGGCAGCCUCACGUUUAUGCUGCAGAAGAAUGCGGGAAUAUGGAUGAAAGAGAUGUAUUCCCGAUUCUCCUCCCCCUACGUGGGUAUCUGGCUGUUCUGGCGGCCGGCGCUCAUCGUCAACUGUCCGGAGAUCGGGAAGAGGAUCCUGGUCAAAGACUCCGAGCUCUUCAGAGACAGGUUCCUGAGAUCUGGAAGAAAUGAUCCCAUUGGUGGGCUCAAUAUCUUCACUAUUAAUGACCCUCUGUGGAGUUCGAUAAGGAGACGCCUGACUCCAGUAUUCACAUCUUCGAAACUUAGAUCGCUGCAUGGUCUUCUGAGCACAAAGACUGCUCAGUUGGUGGAACGCAUCCGCAAUGAUGUUAAAGCUGGUGAAACGGUUAAUUUGAGAAUGACGUAUUCAGAUUUCACAACUGACGUGAUUGGGAUCGCCUCUUUUGGGGUAGACAGCGAUGCUACCUCCAAAGGGGAGAGUCACAUGAGGACGGUGACUAAAGACUUCAUGAAGUUCAGCGUCUGGAGAGGAAUGGCCUGGGCCUCCAUAUUUUUCUUUCCAGAGCUAGUUGAUAUCUUUGGGUUCACAUUGUUCCCGAAGAGGGCAACGGAUUACUUCCGCAAGGUGUUCCACUCCAUCGCGAAGCAGAGGAGUGUUGAAGGAAGCAACAAAAAAGACCUGAUGGAUGCCCUGCUGAAGAUACAGCAAGAAGCUAAGGAGACUGGUGAAGAAGAAUAUUUGUGGGAGGCCCUUGGCCAUCAGUGAACUCCAUAUGACGAUGAGUAAGCACUAAUACGAGUAGAAUAGUUAAAUCUUCAAUAAUACGUUGUUUUCCAAAAUAUUUUCCCACGGAUAAUAAAGUACAUUUAUACAAAAUCGGUUCAGCUGAUUCGACGUGUGUGGACAUUGAUUGGCAAAAAUUCAAUAAUAUGAACAGUAACAAACUUCAUUUUCAUCAUAAAAACAUUUAUUUACUUUAAAAAUCAAUAAACAU
Amyelois transitella is the source of this 1277-nucleotide messenger RNA. Its product is annotated as cytochrome P450 6k1. Bases 167 to 1048 code for a protein of 293 amino acids. The record is from RefSeq and is a predicted model, not a curated record. NCBI's taxonomy places the organism in Eukaryota, Metazoa, Arthropoda, Insecta, Lepidoptera, Pyralidae. The transcript is spliced from 7 exons. Gene Ontology annotation, molecular function: iron ion binding; heme binding; oxidoreductase activity, acting on paired donors, with incorporation or reduction of molecular oxygen.